CAUUGCGUCAUCAGCAGCGCCUGUGAGGAGGAGAGCAGCGAUCAUUCAGUUAUUUGCUUCAUCUAUAAAUUGGAAUUAGAAUUAUAUUUAACUGCGGUAUAAAAACACUGUUAGAUCAGCGCGUGUGAUCGGACUGACUGCUGAUUGGGAAGUGUUUAAAGGUGGACUGACAGUUGAGAGAUCCAGCAGUAUGGCGUCAACGAGCGGUCAGGGGGGCGGGGCUCUAUCCACGAGAGGCGGAGCUACAACCAAGAGAAUGAAAUGGGCUUUAGAACUGAGUCUAGGCAACAGCAGGAAUCGUGGUGACCGGCAGAGUAAAGAAGGUGAUGUCAUGUAUCCUGUGGGAUUUUCAGAUAAACCCGUCCCGGACACGAGCGUACAGGAGGCCGACCGAAACCUGGUGGAGAAGAGAUGUUGGGACGUGGCUUUAGGACCGCUGAAGCAGAUCCCCAUGAACCUGUUCAUCAUGUAUAUGUCUGGAAACACCAUCUCCAUCUUCCCCAUCAUGAUGGUGUGUAUGAUGGCCUGGAGACCCAUUCAAGCGCUCAUGUCCAUGUCAGCCACGUUCAAGUUGUUGGAGAGCUCCAGUCAGCAGUGGCUGCAGGGUUUGGUUUAUCUCAUCGGUAACCUGCUCGGAUCGGCAUUGGCCAUCUACAAGUGUCAGUCCAUGGGGCUCCUCCCAACACACUCAUCUGAUUGGCUGGCUUUCAUCGAACCACCCCAGAGACUGGAGAUCAUGGGUGGAGGAAUGGUCAUGUGAAACACACACUCACAAACGCUGAAUAUUUUUAAUCACACAUGCUGAUAAUUAAGUUAUACGUCAUUAAUUAUGUUAACGGUGAUCUUUUGUGUUUUGAACUUUUGCUCUGUUCAAUAAUAUGCUUCAUUAAUAAAGUAAUAUUCCUGUUGUGCUUUUUGAACUCAAAAAAAAAAGAUUCCCGCGUUCUGCAUCCAAACAGCUUGAUUGGGAUAAAUCGGCGUAAAUUAAAGUCAGUCCAAUAAAUAAAUGAUUUAUAAGUACUUGAUGUCUAUAUGAAAUGUCAUUGU
Xyrauchen texanus (razorback sucker) is the source of this 1047-nucleotide messenger RNA. RefSeq names its product ER membrane protein complex subunit 4 (gene emc4). The transcript has 6 exons. Gene Ontology annotation, cellular component: EMC complex. Gene Ontology annotation, biological process: protein folding in endoplasmic reticulum. The record is from RefSeq and is a predicted model, not a curated record. NCBI's taxonomy places the organism in Eukaryota, Metazoa, Chordata, Actinopteri, Cypriniformes, Catostomidae. The coding region runs from base 191 to 760 and encodes 189 amino acids.